AUGGUUUUGAAUGAGGGAACCAUGAGGUCCUUCAGCCGGACCGGGCCGCCGGUUCCGGUCUUGCUCCUGCUCCUGCUACAGGCCCGGUGGGCGCGGGCCGGACGCUCGGACCGCGCCGUCUUAGCGUCGGAGGAGUACGUGAACGCCAAGGUCAGCGCCAGCGUGACGGACGCGCGGGGGCACGCUGUCCACGUCAUGAGCAGCGAAGUGGGUACUUACGGACUCAACUCGCCCAAAGUGGACACACGCUCGCUGCUAGUGGUCACGCCCGCCCCGCGCCACGGAGUGGUGGACCAUCAGGGCUGCGACCCCAACACGCGUUUCGUGGCGCCUCCCCGCGGCAUCCAGUGGGUGGCGCUGCUACAGAGAGGAAACUGCACCUUCAAGGAGAAAAUCCUCAAGGCGGCCGCCUUCAACGCGUCCGCCGUGCUCAUCUACAACAACUCCACCAACAAGACGGUCAAAAUGGGCCACGAAGGGACGGGCGACACGGUGGCGGUGAUGAUCACCGAAGCGUACGGCAAGGAGAUCUUGGCCCUCCUGGAGCGCAACCUGAGCGUGGCAGUCACCGUCCUGGUGGGUCAACGCGGACCCGUCAACCGAGGCUCGCUGGUCUUCGUCUCCGUCUCCUUCAUCGUGCUCAUGAUCAUCUCCUCCGCCUGGCUCAUUUUCUACUUCAUCCAGAAGAUACGAUACGGCGCCGCCGCGCACCAAGGACACCGUCGUCUGGGCGACGCGGCCAAGAAGGCCAUCGGGAAGUUGGGCACCAGAACGGUCAAGAAAGGAGACAAGGAGACGGAUCCCGACUUCAACCACUGCGCCGUUUGUAUUGAAGCUUACCAGCUGAACGACGUGGUCCGUGUCCUUCCUUGCAAGCACGUCUUCCACAGGGCCUGCGUGGAUCCUUGGCUGAACGAGCACUGCACGUGUCCCAUGUGCAAGUUGGACAUCCUCAAGGCUCUGGGCGUGGCGAGCGGCGGCGCGUACGUGGACGGCGCGUCUUCGGACUUUAGGAGACCGAUAGUCGCCCGGGCGCCUGCCGGACAGAGGGCGGCGGCGCCGAGCCGGCGCGGCGGCCGACCCGCUGUCAGCCUGGAGCCGCUCAGCCCGCCCCGCCCGGAGGCCCCGCCCAGGACCCCUGCUGACAUCGCCAUCGCUGUCACCAGCGGCCACUUGUUCACUUCGCCUCCGCCGCCGCCUCGUAUGGAGCUUCCCGAGCUGCAGGCCCCUCUGGACCUCUACGACGACAAGUCCUGA
Nerophis lumbriciformis (worm pipefish) is the source of this 1257-nucleotide messenger RNA. The record is from RefSeq and is a predicted model, not a curated record. Lineage: Eukaryota; Metazoa; Chordata; Actinopteri; Syngnathiformes; Syngnathidae.